GCAGGCGCUGAUGGCAUUGGAGCCAGAUGAGAAAGGCGAGAGGCGAGCCCCUCCGAGAGCGCGUCAGCAUCGCCUCAAAUAGAAAUCUGCCGCUUCCACUUGUGUUCUCAACCCGCGACACGGACCGCUGCAGCCCCAAAACAACCAGCACAAUCCCAGCUCCAGUCUACAUGACAUGCAGCUGCGCCCACAUGUGAUGCCAAGCGCGAGGGACGAGGGGAGGCUGUGAGGAGACCGGAGACCGACGCUUUGCAAAGAAUGAUAGAGUGGACCAAGGAGACGCACUGUCCCAGGAGAACUCAUCCUAAGAGCUGGUCGUGAAAAGACAGUGAUGCUCCUCUAACGCACUGGGAGGUGCUCUCCAUGCAGAUGGUAGUGCUUCUCCUGUGAUGUGCCACAAUAGGGUAAUAAAAUGAUCAAUCUCCAUGGAGACAAGCAGGUUUUCAGACGCUGAGACCUGAGAGUUUGUGGUGCAAGAAGCAAAAUGAGUGACAAUGACAUCAGUGAAAAUGAAGACACCAACCAGUGGGAUUCUCCUUUCAAGAACCUGCUGCUUCUGGGAGCCAUUGCUGCUGCCUCGGCAUUCGUCGUCACAAUUCUUAUCGUCCUGGUCUGUGUUGGCUGCCAGAGGAAAAGCAAGAGCAAGCAUCCCCCCGCAGGAGAAAAGGGGACGUCUGUGAAUAUGCAAGGGACUCUUCGGCAUCCUAAACUGAACUCAAUGAGCAAAUCCGACACCAGGCUGCAUGAGAUUAAUCGUUUUCCUUGCAAUGGAAACUCAGUCAGUAAAAGUCGACCCGCCAGCAUGGAUCUCCUGCUGCUUCACAGUCGCCGCUCCCAGACGGACUUGAGACCCUCGCAUGGCCGUCAGCUCCCCCAGAUCCCCACUAGCCCCCCUGGAAGUGGCCAGGACAGUGGGGGAGAGACGGGGGGAGACCCAGAGACAGGACUAGGGGUUGGUGGAGGUGGAGGAGAGCCUAGAGACCUUCACACCUACACAGAGGUGGGAGUGAGGAACAACCCCACCCCGACCCACGCCCUUGAUGACGGCCUGUACGAGACCGUGGGGGUGAGGGAGGGCGAGGCAGGUCACAAGGUCCCCUCUGCCCCGCCCUCCAUACUGUCCAACUCCCCAGCGUCUGUCCGAGCAGCACAGAGCCCCCCUGCACAGGCCAAUGGAGCACGAGGAGGGAAUGCUUUUGGAAAUAAUGGCAGAGGGAAUGGCAGAAUAAAUGGUGGCAAUGGGACAAUACCAGGACGAGGUAAUAAUCACGGCAUGAACAGAUCUCCUCUGUCCUCUGUCAGCUCUCUGACAAAUCAAGAGCCAGGAGGAGUGGAGUAUGCUUCUGUGCGCAAGUUCAGAAAGCAGGUUGAAAAGGCGAGCAGGAAGGAAAAUAAUGGCGGCGAUAGCCAGUCAGACCAGUCCAGUGUGAGCGACUCUCCCUCUGCUCCUCCGCUCCAUCGCAGUCAGGAGUUUCCACGCAAACCACUCGAGCCAUUUCACAUACACUCAUUCCCCAAGGAGGCUGUGUUCAUGGGCAAUGGGGAGCAGUACAUCUGGAAGCCCCCUGAGGAUGACGACAUUAUCACCCUGCACCCACCACCACACCGCGGAGACAACGGACAGGGACACCCGCCACCCCCAACCGCAAAGGAGAUUGCAGAGACCUACUCCAUUGUGUGUAAGAACCAGAGAAAGAAGCCUCCAAUGGAAAACAAUGGUGCUAAAACCCUCCCGCGCUCAUUUGGUGGGGGCAGAGGGAAAGGCAGAGGUGUGCAGGUGCAAGCCCGGUCCCAGGAAGAGCCCUGCUAUGAACCAGUAGGCUCCUGGUCCACCUGUGCUACUGCUGAAUCCGACCCGUCAUACGCCACCAUCGACAGUCACCGGAAACGUGAGCAGUCACCUGGCAACAAUAAUAGCUCGGCGGGAGGUAGUGCUACUCUGAAGAGGAAGAAACCACAGCAACAGCAAGCAGCCCUCCCAGCAGCUGCUCCAGCUCAGGGCUCCGGACCAUCCUCUCUGCCUGUCAGAGGCCUGCCCGGUGGGGAACACUUCUAUGAAAGCAUCAGUGACGUGAAAGCAGGGGCCAACAGCGCCAGUACUACCACCAUCUUCACUUUCAAUGAUGGCAUGGAGAUGUAUGUGACCGGACUGUAGCUGCAGGGUACAGAAGAUGAACAAGCCAAGGGUUAAAAGUACAGGGCCGAGGGAGGGGCAUCUCUGUUUACUGUACAUAAGAUUGAAGACCCAGAUAAACUGUUUGAAGAUCCAUUGCAUUGACAUCAGGUACAAACAGGGUCUAAUCCAGGUUCGAACUUCUCCUCUCUGGCCUGUAUUUCAGCGUCAGCAUAGACCAACCCAUGUGUGGACCAAAAAUUUAUCAAAAAAUAUAGCAAAACAAAGAUGAAAAAAUGAAAAUGGAAAUAUACAUGUUACUUACUGUGUGAUACUUGUGUGUGCACCAUUUUCCAUAAUAAUUUUAUUUUUAUAUUAACACUGUGCUCUGAAAGGGUAAAUAGUGUAAACAUGAGAAAAAAAUGAAGUCAAUCAAAAAUGUGCAUGCAAUGUGCAAAACACAACACACAGUGGAUUGUGAUGGACAGUAGAAAUGACACUGGCUACAUAAGCAGCAAAAGGCACACCUUUGUAUCCCACACAAACAAGCACACACAUAUCCUUAUACUUGUGGGUAUUUAUGUAAUAAACCCAGCUGACGACACGGAGAUUUGUGGUUCUUAACUUUAACUAAACAAACAUGAAACAGGUUUUGUGAGCAAAGGCCUAUUGGCCAGUGGAUGCCUUUGACAGGCUUUGUUUAGACUUUAGUCUGUAAUACCUGUUAAACAUAGGGUUAUUCAAGGCAAUUGUCCCGUUUAACAAACCCCUUUGUGUCCCUUAAUGUUUAACUAAUCCAGAGUUUCUUUGAGUUGCUAUUGUAUCUUAAAAUAAUUCAUAAAAGCACAUCUAAUGGCAAUUUGAACAAAGGCACACGUCUUAACAUUUGGUUGUCCAGUAAUUUCUUCAUUAUAUAAUUUCUCAUCAGGAAACAUCGACUGUAACAGACAAACAAGUAAAUAUGUCAAUGAACAGAAUUAUUAUAAAAUAUUUUAGAUCUACAUUGUUCAUUUAUUUGGUUAUCUGGAUUUCAUUAUCUCUGUAUAAAUAUUGCUAUAUUGCAUCGAACAGUUUCAGAACAGUUUGUGCUUAAUUGUAUCAUGUUACGUAAGGGCAUUUCCAGACUAAUUUGGACUCAUUCUGCACGCGUUGUUCCAAUAGCAACAAGAGGUUUGCAGUCCAAGGGAAAUACAGUUGUAGUCAAAGAAAUAGACAGCAAGUGUCCUUUGGAUGCUCAAACUCCACAGUGCUUUCAGUCACUACCAAAUUCUCUUCACAAUGACAAACAAUAUCUGUCUAUAAGAAAAAAUGUAAAGAUUGAGGUUUACCAAAAACACAUCUUACUGUGAGUCAAUUCACCAUGUACAAAGAAAAUGGGUUUUGAAAAGGCCAGUCACUUACAUAUACGUCACCAACAGUAAGAAAGUAUUUUAAAUAAUGCACACUGUAGUUUAAUGCACUGUUCCUUAGUUUGCAGAUGUUUUCUUUGGUUAAAGAGCUCAUGCCACUGCCAUGGGAACAAUAUGUUGUUUGUGCAAUUUUGCUUGAUCAAAAAGUGCAUGCUUUAAUAUAUGGAGAAAAACAUUGUUGUAUUUAACUGAUCUUGUUAUAAUGUAUUUUUGAGUUGUACUCUUUUGCCAUGUAAUGCAAAGCUAUGAGAUAUGAAGAUUGUAUACAAGCAUAUUCUCAGCAGCAAAUGGGCCAUAGGUGGAUAAAAUGAUGGCUAAAGUAAAAGCUAUAAGUUACAAUAACCGAUUGUGGGAACACAUACACAACUCCUCAUUUGGUGUUCAUCUUCCAUCCUCUGUUGCCUGCCUCCCCCUCACUCCUGGUGUACAACGUCAUUUGAUGUCCAGCCAGUGGGACGUAGGGGUCUUACGGGUGCUGAAUACAGGAGCAGACAUACCGGGCCAAUCCCAUACUCAACCAUUCACUUACAGCUCAACUACUGCCUGAUAAAAAAAAAAGUCUUAAGUUCUAUACAGUAGGCUAUGUAUCAUUGGUCUCUCUCACUUUGUGUCACACUCUUAAUUCCAGAAGGUUAUGAUAUGUUUUGUUCAGUACUGAGAACAACAGAUGUUUAUUGCACAAUAAUGAAGCAGUAUGAAGAUGUAAAUGUGUAAAAUAUUCUGUUGCUGUUCUAAUGUUGUUCAAUGUAACAUACAGUAAACAGUAUAUUUGUUCUACAAUGAUGGUUAUCACAGACACAUUGUACUUUGUGGAUGCAAAACUUUGUCAUGCUUUCCAUGCAGAUAGCCUACAGAUAAUGUUUGUUCAUAGUCUUUUAUGGGCCAGUUCUGCUGUGACAGCUGUAGCCAAUGUUGUAUGUUUAUGAAGCACAGGGUUUACUUCAAAAGAAUAAAUAUAUGAACAUAUAGUGUGA
Boleophthalmus pectinirostris (great blue-spotted mudskipper) is the source of this 4496-nucleotide messenger RNA. RefSeq lists its product as uncharacterized. Gene Ontology annotation, cellular component: plasma membrane; membrane raft. Gene Ontology annotation, biological process: B cell receptor signaling pathway; intracellular signal transduction; T cell receptor signaling pathway. The transcript is spliced from 10 exons. NCBI's taxonomy places the organism in Eukaryota, Metazoa, Chordata, Actinopteri, Gobiiformes, Gobiidae. Bases 485 to 2155 code for a protein of 556 amino acids. The record is from RefSeq and is a predicted model, not a curated record.